AUGAAAGAUAAACUACUCUCAGGGGAGCCUGCUUUCGGUGUCUCAGUCAUGUUCCCUUCGCCGCACAUCGUUGACAUCGUCGGCAGGCUGGGCUUCGACUGGAUACUCAUUGACUGCGAACACGGUUCCAUUUCCCUCGAAAGCGUCGAGCUCAUGGUCAUGGCAGCAGAAACGGCUGGCGUGACUCCAAUCGCCAGGCCAUCUGCAAACUCAUUUGAGUUAAUCGGGCAGCUCAUGGAUAGGGGCGUAAUGGGUGUUCAGGUUCCUCACGUAAACACCGCGGAAGAUGCCCAAAGAGCAGUUGAAGCGGUUAAGUAUCAUCCGAUUGGCGAUCGCGGACUUGCCGCAGGAGUCAGGUCUGCGUCCUAUGGGUACGGCCUGUCCAUGUCCGAAUACGCAGAACAGUCAAAUAGAGAAACUCUAGUCUGUGUCCAAUUGGAAGAGGGAGAGGCGGUCAAGAACGUAGAUCAGAUUGUGGGCGUAGAAGGUGUGGAUGUGUUCUUUGUUGGCCCGUCAGACCUGUCUCAGUCCCUUGGUUAUCCGGGACGCCCUGACGCCCCUGAAGUGCGGGAGGCGAUGGAUACCGUGUUUGCUACAAUCGCGGCGACUGGGCGAGUUUCUGGUUCUGCGGGCAACUCCGAUGCCACACGACGAUACCUCGCCCAAGGCGUCACUUACCUAUAUACGCACCUUACAACGCUGCUUGGAUCUGCUGCCGGGACGUUUCUUGGUGAAGUAAAUCGCUAA
Molecule: messenger RNA, 747 nt
Organism: Geodia barretti
Lineage: Eukaryota; Metazoa; Porifera; Demospongiae; Tetractinellida; Geodiidae
Source: the annotation of a GenBank genome assembly